Molecule: messenger RNA, 1362 nt
Organism: Triticum aestivum (bread wheat)
Lineage: Eukaryota; Viridiplantae; Streptophyta; Magnoliopsida; Poales; Poaceae
Product: brassinosteroid-responsive RING protein 1-like
Exons: 1
Coding region: 328-813 (161 amino acids)
Biological process (GO): protein ubiquitination
Molecular function (GO): ubiquitin protein ligase activity; zinc ion binding
Source: RefSeq, a predicted model, not a curated record
CUCACCCCACCACCCAACUAAUCAUUAACCCGGCAUUAAUCUCGAUCAUCGACUCACAACCUUCAUAAUUAAUUAAGCACGCGGUACAGUUAGCCUGUGUUUGUCCACUGCAGAACAUCUCUGUCGCCAUCCUGCAACCCCCGUCCUGUAGCUCACAAAGCUCUUCUCCUUCCUCUGUCCAGCUCCUCCUUAAUUAUAAAGGCCGGCCGGAGGUAGCUUUGUGUGCCAUGCAAGACCACUCCUCUUUCUCUAACUCUGCUUGAUUGGGCUGAGAGAUUGCCAAAUAAUUCUUCAUCUUCUUCUCCGACGAUCGAGAUCACCUAGCUAAUGGGAUUCCCGGCGCCGGUGUUUCCAGAGUGCGAGGCGCCCAGGUUGCUGCUCAGCCUCCUCGUCCUGAUCGCCCGCCUCCGCCGCCUCUACUCCUGGCCGCUCCGCCUCAUCGGCGCCGGCGUCGACGACGACCUCAGCUUUGACCACCCCACUGCCUCCGGCAUCGCCGACCACCACCGCCGACAGGAGCUGUACCACGAAGACCACUGCCUCGUGGAGCUGGAGGAGCACUCCCCGGCCAUGCGCUUCGACGCGCUCUCCAGCGCCAGAGGCGAAGAUCUGCUGCUGCCGGAGAGCUGCGCGGUGUGCUUCGGCGAAUUCCACGGCGCCGCGCGCGUGCGUCGGCCGCGCGGGUGCCGGCACGUCUUCCACCGUGGCUGCCUCGACCGCUGGGCCGCCCACGGCCGCCGCACCUGCCCGCUCUGCCGGGUGCCGUUUCUCCCGCCCUUCCUCCUCCCGCUGCCGCUCCUCCCGGCGUCGUGAUUGCCGCGGGCACCGUGUGCUGUUUGCGCAUAAUCCGGCGACUGCAGCAGCCGAAUCCUGACUCCUGAGCAGAGUGUUCCGAAUUUAUCGCUUUGGGUUGGGUUUUUCUGGAAACAAACCUAACCAUAGCAUGGGCCAUGGAGGCCAUGGCGGUCAGCUGUUGAAAUAUUUUCUGAUCGGCCCCUCCUUUGUAGAGAUUCUCACAAUAACGUCCCCAGCCCCAGGGAUGGGGAUUACUUCCUUGUUCAAGCUUCGGUUAGUUUGGAUUUCAUUCAAGUAAAAUCCCUACACACACACCAGGAAAUAGAUUACAUGAAGUAGAUAGAGGGGUGAAUCUGAAUAUAUGUAGGGAUACUUGAGAAGAGUUUUUUUUUCCUGUACUAGAUUUUAGUCUAACUUUCUGUCUUGCUAAGAUUUUAGCAAUACCAUGUCCUUUUUCAUCUUUUAUGCUGCUUCUCAGGGGGUUUGGAAAUGAUUCAUGUUUACAGUUUAGUAGAUAUUUUGUACAUUAACGCCUUCUUGGAAAUGCAUUUUGAUUCAACUGGAUUA